This is a messenger RNA of Phytophthora megakarya, 606 nucleotides long. Lineage: Eukaryota; Oomycota; Peronosporomycetes; Peronosporales; Peronosporaceae. The record is from the annotation of a GenBank genome assembly.
AUGGAUCACAUACCUUCGCUGCCCAGAUCUUUCAAUGACAACACAGAAUUGUUGAUCUUCGCGGAUCUAUUCUCUGGAUAUGUUAUCGCCAAGGUCAGCGCCUCAAGAUCUGCACAGACGAUCACGGAGACCUACGAAGAAUGUGUUUUCCGUAGAUUUGGCGUGAGUGAGGUGGUCCGGCAUGAUCAGGAGCCGGGUUUCAUGUCCGAUUUCUUCAAGUACUUCAACAAGAUCUUGGGGCAACGCCAACGUGCCACCAUGGCUUAUCGACCCCAAGCUAAUGGAUCCGCGGAGCGUAUGGUACAGACAACCACCAGGGUUCUUAAGAUGUAUGUACAGGAUCUGGAUCAACGUGAUCGAGAUGAAUACGCCGAACGGCCCACCUUUGCGAUCAACACCGCAAGAGAUCGGAUCCGAGGUGAAACCCUUUUCUACAUGAUACAUGGCUGGGAUCCUAGAUCCACUCUGGAAGCGGUGAUUCCGGCUCGAGAACAGAUCAACCAACGUUUACGCGAAGCGAUUGCGGACCGAGCCAAGACACAUAACGAUCUGAUACGCCCACAUCCUGUGGAAGCUGGAUCAAGAGUCUGGUUGUACUUGGACUGA